AUGGCAACGUCGGCGAGGUGGUCGGCGAUCCGCCUUCUCCCCGCACUUCGGCGAGCCGAGACCAGGGCAUCGGUCGCGUCUGCGGCGUCGUUAGCAGACCUCGCGGCCUCACCGCCGGGGCUGCUGCUGCUGUUUAGAUCGCUGUCGACGGCGGCGGCGCGGGCGGGUAAAGAGGAGGCUCGCUGGAAGGAGGCGUUGGAUAAGCUCAGGAACAUCGGGAUAUCGGCUCACAUCGACUCUGGGAAGACGACCCUUACAGAACGGAUACUGUACUACACGGGUAGGAUCCAUGAGAUUCACGAGGUACGGGGGCGGGAUGGCGUUGGGGCCAAGAUGGACUCCAUGGACCUGGAGCGAGAGAAGGGCAUCACCAUCCAGUCAGCUGCCACGUACUGCGCCUGGAAUGGCUACCAGGUUCUUUCGUUAGACUUGGUGUCUCUUGUUUUCAAGUAAACAUAUUCUGUUUAUUGAUGUCACCUUUGAGCGUUGUAUUUUGUUUCAGGAAUCUAUGAAAGUGUUUUUCUCCUGUUAACUCUACUGUUCUUUAAUGAGAACAUGUGACUCUGUCUUCACUGUGGUACUUCUGAUCGAUUGCUUGAAAUUUUGUUCGGAACUACACGGCUGGAUAUUUACUUUCUUAUGCUUUUCGUGUUGUCUCUCCCGACCAUAACUCAGCCAUGUUUCCUCUAAUCGGAGAGGAAGGCCUGUAACAGUUUGUAGUUUUUAUAUCGUUCGUCUGAAUCAUAAUCGUUAGAGCGUUUAACAAAGAAGGUAGAAGCUUACUGCUUUAGCUGCUUUUACAACAGGAUAUCAUUCCACACUUAAGCCUUAAUAUUAUGAAAAAUAAAAGUGAAAACUAAAUCUACAAGUGUCACCAGUCUCUAAUUUGUCAAUUUGCUCUCAUGCCGAUUUGAAGCAGUGACAAUGGUGAACAAUUCGUUUCCAUAUAAAUUGAGGUCAAAUAAAACAAUCCCUAUUUGCGAAACGUUAUGAAGAAGUUCAUGUUUUUUAUCAUAGCUAUCACAUCUAGCUUUUAGCCAUAUUAGGUGAUAAGCUUAUUGAUAAAGCAAUACUUUCUAUUCCUUCUUAAAAAUGUUAGUGUACCUUUAUUUUGAAAAUGUAGUCGCUUCUAGACUCAGUUCGACUAAAGUUUGGAGUUGGAACAUACUCUAUUUGUCUAUCAAAAUGCGAACCUUAGCUAUAAUCACAAAUCAGGGGAUUAUGUUUAUCGAUAUCCCUUGUUCACCAACGAUUCUUCCUGAGUAAGAACACUCUUUACUAAUUGAUGUCUGUUUCAGUGUACUGUGGUUGUCUUUAAUUUUUUUAAUGUAAAGUUUUUAACAUUUUAGUAAAAACCCGUAGAUGAGCAAGGUUUAUGCCAUUUAAGCUUCCAUACAAAUGCCUUGUUUUCUAUAGUGUGCUUCAGCAGUGCCAAAUGCGAUAGUUGAAUCCUGGGCGAGCUACUGAGAUAUGAAUAGGUGUUUCUCCAUUGCCUUUUCUGAAUCAUGUCCUUAACUGUAUAUUUAUUUUGGUUACCCGGGUUGCUCUUGAUUUAUGGUGAUGGUAAGGGUUUUGUAUAUUGGCAAAAAGUAGUGUCAGCUUCUGGAAGGCAUUUAAUGAUAUGAUAAUGAUUCAUGAAAUUAAUAUUGAUAGGGUCUCGAACAGGUCCCUUCCAAGGCAGCGAACUGAAUGCACGGACAAGAGAGGGAUAGAGAGAUGAACACAGGAUGACUAAAAUAGGACGAGACCAGAACAGAAAAGGAGAAAAGGGUUUCUGAAGGAAACCCUAGGAUAGUUCAGGACAAAUUUGAGAGUAUCCCACUCUCCCGCUGACUUUCCUCCAAAAGUGUCCCCCACAGUAGGGGCCGCAGGGUUCCUUAUAUGUCCUGCUUACUAGCCCCCUUGUCCCACCUAUAGCUUACCCUUUCCUCUCCCGGCGUAAGUAACCCAGGCAGUUUGCCUGGUAAUGGGCCGAAUAGUUUUGGUCAUAACAUAUUCCAAGAGAAAUGAUAGAAAGGUUGAGGGAAAGAAGGUGGCGACUCAUGGUUUUUUAUGUUUUUUAUGUACAGGUACGAUUUUUAACUGUUCAAAAACGUGUUAAUGAAGUAGAUAUCUGUGUUAUACAGAUCCCUGCUCAUCCUAGGACUUACUUGGGAAUGGUCCUCCUAUUUCGUCCUCUUCUCCUACUUCUACUGUUUUUACUUUCUCCUGUUAUCUAGAAGCGAACUUGUCUAUGUUGUCCAGCACAAGAGUGUAUUUUUAUUCUAGAUCACUGGAAGGACUAGUGAUAAAAUACCCUGGUCUAUGCUGUUAACAUAACGCCAGAGAAAGAUCAUGUAAUUAGGAUGCUGAUACUUUUUCUUGUCCUGGUGCAAAUCUGUGUUUUUUUAGGAUAUUCAUUGCAUGCCCCAAAAAUAUAGGUAGUACGUGCUGCCUAGGCAAGUGUUCUCACUCAUUUUUCAACAAUUGCUUUUCACAGAUGAGUGGCAGUUGCUUUGCACCAUUUGCAUUAAUUUUUUUAAAAUAUUUAAUCAGUACAUAUUUUUAAUGAUUUUUAUCAAUUAUAUCCUUCACUGAGCGUUCUUCUGGAUCAAGGAAAGAAAGGGAGGGCCACCAAAAUGAUAGUCCUUUGAAGGAAGGUGCAUCACACAUCUGGGCAGGCCAUUGGAGUAGCCCAAAUAAUGGCAUUUUUGUGUCGAUUGGAAUAUUUCCCUACAUGGAAUGGCUCAAUUCUGUCCUCAUGAAAGACUUCCCAUUUUGGUGUUGUUGUCGAAAACGUUCUUCAUGUUCUAUAGAAUUCAACGAAUUGGAUUUGACAAGUAAACCAGUUUCCUUUGCUCCACUUUUCGUCAGCUUCAUGCAGUCCUGCUUGUUGAUCUUUUUGGUUGCUUGCUACCCCAAUGUAUGUGAAGUGAGAAGUUCCACAACGAUUCCCCAUCUUGUCAGAAGAAUAAUAGCUGACCAUGACUUGUUUUGCAUCUAUUUUUAAUGCUGGUGUGUCGGCUGUUUUUGUUACUUCACCUUUAUUCUCCAUGAUGAGCUGCGAUGUUUUAUGGUGGAUCUACACUUUAACUGAACUAUCUUUCUUUAUGUUUUCACUAGCGUCCAAUAAAAGAAAUUGAUAUCAAUAUUUAUUCCUAAACUAGUUAGUCCUUUUCUGCCAAUAAAAUGUGAGUUUCGCAUUAAUUUGGCGUGUUGGCGGUAGUCCCAUAUCAGAUGGUUCAAAAGCACCUGCCUGGACCUGAAUGGUGCCAUAGAAAUGGGGGAGUAUGACAGUUAAACAUCGUACCUAGAGAUCUAUGACACGUUUUUGAACCCAAAUAUAUCCUUAAAUAAUCCAAUGUCCCCGCUCAACCUAUUUAUUUGAUUCCAUUGAUUGGUUCCAACACCCCUAAAGAAAUCCCAGAAGAUCAUUCCCCCGUCUUUCUUUUUUCUGCAAUAUUUAAUUCUUGGGUACGCUAUGGAUUCGUCAUUCUUGAACACUCUCAUAUGAUAAUUCAGAUCAAGGAAAAUACAUACAUACUGUUAAUGUUGUGCAUUCUUUGAUAGAGGAAGUUUUUUAAGUAACAUUUUGAAAAAUGAUGUGGCAUUGUUUCCUAAUUCUUUUGUCAAUUGUGUUGCUAAAGGCAUCUUAAGUACUUCUGGUUCAUUGCAGGUCAAUAUAAUUGAUACACCAGGUCAUGUGGAUUUCACGAUUGAAGUUGAAAGAGCACUUCGUGUUCUUGAUGGUGCAAUUCUCGUCCUUUGUAGUGUUGGAGGAGUACAAAGCCAGUCCAUUACUGUUGAUCGUCAAAUGAGACGAUAUGAAGUCCCUCGUGUGGGUUUUAUUAACAAACUUGACCGAAUGGGAGCUGAUCCUUGGAAAGUUCUUAGUCAGGUCCUUAUGUGACGAUCUAUGAAAAUUUUGAGUUUGUAAUUUAUCAUAUCUUUUUGAUCUUGUCAUAAAUUUUCUGUGAUAACUGCAUAACUGAUGUUUCUGGUCUUUCACAUGAUACAUUGCAUAAAUAGCUCUUCAUGUGAGAGAUCAACUAAAAUAUUUUAUGAUUAUAGGAUAACUUAGAAGUCUGAUCUGGCUUAUUGUAGUGUUCUGAAUCGUAGGCUAGAAGUUACCUUUCGUCUGUUUUGGCUAUUGUAUAUUUUGAGUAUCUUCGAAUUGGGUUUGUAUAUUCUUCAUAUAUUUUGUGAUUAGAAUUUGUGAAUUCUAGCUUGUGGUGAUGGUACAGUACCUUUUUCGCUAAUUGUUUUGUAUGACUUGAUAGUAUCAUAGCUGACUAUUUCGUAUUUUUUUAGCUUUGUGAAUAAUGAUCAACAAUGGGUACAAGGAUCAACUGCGAUGGAAAAAUGCUAAUGAUGGAGUUAUUUAUGAUAUUUUCAGGCAAGAUCUAAGCUCAGACAUCACAGUGCUGCAGUGCAAGUCCCAAUUGGAUUGGAGGAAGAUUUUCAGGGUCUCAUUGACCUUGUCCAGUUGAAAGCUUAUUAUUUUCAGGGUUCCAGCGGGUUUGUACCAAUCUGUUUGUCACGAUUUCCUUGUUGUGAACUCUAAGAACGUACUCAAACAAAUUUUAUUUUGAUUUAUGUCAGUGAAAACGUUGUCACUGCUGAUGUUCCUCUUAAUAUGGAGGCUAUUGUAGCAGAAAAACGUCACGAGCUGAUUGAAACUGUGUCAGAAGUUGAUGACAAACUUGCAGAAUUUUUUCUUAGUGAUGAGCCUGUAUCUUCCAGUGACCUUGAUGUAAGUCCAUUAAAAUAUGAUCUUUAAAAGCUUCUGCUUCUCUUGCUGCGAAGUGUUGUGUGAUGAUCGAGAGUAUUUCUACAUUUUAAUUUCUUUAUGUUGUACCAUGAAUCUGGACCUUUAUUUUUCCUGACAUGAUUAUUACACUAAUGGAACCUUGUACUUCUUAAACUUGACUUACCUUUCUUGAUAUGGGGAAUCUCUUGUUGUCCAUGGAGUGCUUUUUCUCUGCUUCAUCUGAUUUCUGACUCUGUGGUGGUUAUGCUGAUGGACUUUCGGAUUUUUUGUCUCGAAGUGUGUAACGCUUAUUAUUAUGAUUCUUGGUCAAAAUCAUAGCAUAUUAUUAUGAUCCCAGUGAUAUUUUUUGAAAAGUCAAAAAACACCAUAUAAUCACUAAUUAUUAAAAAGAAUGGAGAUACUUGAACAUGCAUUCGCAUGUACCCUCAGGGUUUCUAUUCAACAAUUAGAGACAAUGCCAAGAUGGCAUGUGCUCAUUCUUAUUCAAAAUGACUAUUUCCUUGUUUUUUUUCUUCUGAUUUUCGGUGACUGGGGAGAUCGUCAGCGUUCUUAGUUCCUAGGGGAUGUAAGCUGAGAGUAGCUUAGGUUGAGUGCCUUUUUUGAAAACUAAACAAUAAAUUUAAGCACGAAAUAGAUGUGUAAAUUUGUUUACGCAACUUGUUGAAGUGAAUGAAGAAUUAGAUGUGUAUGUACAGUUAUUUAUUACUAUUUAAUACUUAAUUAUCAAAUAAAGUUUAAUGCAUGAACACCUGUUCAUGAUUGCCCUUUGCCAAGUUAUGGGUCUUUGUGAACAGGAACUCAGUUAUUUUUGAACAGAGACGAACAUGAAAAACUAUUUGUAAACUGUUAUUCUAUGAAGUAAUGUUUUCCAAAUGUUAGUUUCUUCAUUUUUAUAAUUAUUUGCGGAUAUUCUCAAUAGAAAAUCCACAUCUGGUCGUUUGUGAAACUUCUUGCAUUAUUUGAUGAAUUUAAAUCAUGCGAAUGUUCUUUGUCGGUUAACUGGUAUUCUCGGCUUGUCCUGAAGCUUUCUUUAAGCUUGUAAUGAGAAGAGAUGGAUGUUUUUUAUUAUUUUCUACAAGUGGCUCCAUUAUUGUUCUUUCUCAGACAGACACUUUUUUCAUUUAAGUGAAUCACGAAUCUCAAGAAUCCUGCGUGAAAAAUGAAUACUUUUUCUUAGAUGUAGGGUACCCUAUAGAACAUUAACUUUCUCAGGUUAGUUGUGAGGGUUGUGAGCUGACUAUUUUUUAUUACUUGCUUUUGGACUUCACUGCAUGCAAAGUUACUGUAUAUUGGAAUAACCUUCAUACGGUGUGGGCAGAAAGGAUGGUUCUCGACCAUGUGCCUUAUCUAGAGCUUACAAGUACUUUUGAGCACGAUAGUGUAGCUUUGAAAUUAGGGGUGCCAAUGGGCCGAAAUAAUUUGGUGGUUCGAUCUGGCUCAUUUUUUCGGUCGUUUGGGCGGAAUAUCAAAAUGGUAAUGAGUUGGCAUGGCAUAGCCUAGUGGUGUGAAAGGGCACUGACCCUUGAUGGUAAAAAUAAGCAGUGUUCUGCACUAAAAUUUCGCUGCCGUCUGAGGAAUUGAUGGAUAUUUAGAGGUGCUGGCAUGCCCUAAUAUAUAUGAGCAUCAUCUAAUAUUGAGUGAUGGGGGUGCCAACAUUGCCCUUUGGGACAUGUUGUUCGGUGUGUGUAGCACAAAAAAGACAUGGACCACAUGAAAGUUAGCAUAUAAGAUGGGUUUUGUUCUUUCCCUUCUUUGUAAAAGUUUGGUGUCUCAUUUGAGUGCAUUCAUGACAUAUAAGUAGAGUUGCCUGUAUUUGUUUGUUGUAAAAAAUGGAUAUUGGAAGUCUAAUUAGGCCCGAAUGAAGAGGUAAUUGUCAUAUCUGAUUGGUUUUUCCAAAUCUGCUAUUAUCAGGAACAGCAGAAGGAAAUUGUGUUGGGAAUCGCAAGAUCACCUAGGAUAGGUCAAUUUUUGGUAAUAACUAUCAGGAUGCCAUCCAGAUGAGGGUAGAUCAAGUCAAAAUAUGUGCAUGUAAUUCUCAGUCUAGCUUUGUCACUAAAUCGAUUCUUCCCAGUCUCGAUAUCUUAUUUAUGGUGCAUUCCCUGCUUAUUAUUCUCUUCUUAGUUCUUUAGGGAUUUCCUUAAAACACAAUCGUCUUCUCGGUUGUGAAAACUACAUGCGGUCUUGGAUCCCAACUGAAAUUCUUUCCCCGUCGUAUGAGCAUAUUGGUACUUCUCGUUUUGAUGUUUAAAUUUUUUUCAAGCAGAUGGCAAUCCGCAGGGCGACAAUAUCUCGAAAGUUCGUGCCUGUUUUCAUGGGAAGUGCAUUCAAGAACAAGGUACUCACUUUACUCUGGAAACCGUAGAUUCCUCUCUUGGCACUUCUGAUAUAGGGAAUCAGUCUUUGAAGAAUUGUUUGGUGACGUCAAACAAUCUGUGUCUUUUCUGCUCUCUUCUCUCUUUGUAAAUCACCAAUCUGUGUGGGUGAUGAACCUAUGAAGUUAAUUUUAAGUAAACCAUACUAUUAUUGACUGGAGAGACUUGGUAUUAUGAGGACAGUCUUGCAACCAGUCUAUGAGUUGUGUUCAAUCUACAUAUAAAUGCAUGGAGUGCUACCUAUUUCCAUUCUAGAUAUGUUUCAUUCUUCUUUCUUUGUCGAGUUUUGUUUGUAGGGUGUCCAGCCUCUUCUGGAUGGAGUUAUUAGAUACCUGCCUUGUCCAACUGAAGUUGAAAACUAUGCACUUGACCAAACAAAGAAUGAAGAAAAGGUACCUCGGACUACAGAUUACUGUCAAAUUCUUCUUCAUAUUUUUGUCAUUAUGUUCUAAAAGAUGUGGGAGUCACUCCUCUAGGUUCUGUUAUCUGGAUCUCCAGCUGGACCUCUUGUUGCUUUGGCUUUCAAGUUGGAAGAAGGGCGUUUUGGCCAGUUGACUUAUUUAAGGUUCUAUUUUCUGCAAUUUAACUUCUUGUAACUUUACUUUGCGUUCUCUUUUAUCAUGUUAAAUUAUAUUUUCUGCUUGAAGACAAUGCUAAUUUUCUCUCCCUUUCUGAAGAAUAUAUGAAGGUAUCAUUCGGAAAGGUGACUUCAUAAUCAACGUAAAUACAGGGAAGAAGAUCAAAGUAAGAAUAUAACUUCUUUCUUGUGCCCUCGGCAUUUACAUAAAUGAUUUCUUCUCGUCAUGAAUUUCCAAUUUUAACAGCCAAAUCGGCACUAAUAACUGGAGUAGAAAAAUUGACCCCCGUGGAAACGAACUGAGAAGGCAAGGCAUUAUCCUGGUUCAAAUGUAUGACUGAAUGAGAUUCUUUUAAGUGUUGAGAGGAUCUUUGUUAUCAGGUCUUGGAAAAAUUCAACAACAAUCAGUCACGAUUCUUGUACCUACGGUUCUUGGAGAUCAAACUUUAUGGCUCUUUUGCAUGGCUUCAGUUUUUCCGAAAAUAUUUAUAGAUUUCAUUCAACCUUUCCCAGCAUCGCAUGUCGUGAGGUUCUAGAUAGCCUGGUUUCUUUAGGCAUGGUAAUUUGCAUCCUUUUCCACGAGGGAUAGAUGAGUGAAUUCAUGGUAUCACCACUAAUUAUUAUUCGCGAAUUUAUCUUGCUGAAGUCGAAGUUUUCAUAAAGUUUUUCUGGCAGGAUACUAUUGUUUUUUUAAAAAAUGAUUUCUUGUUCAGGUUUUCAGAAUCAUUUUCUCUUUGAGGGAUGAUUCACAAGUCAUUGAUAAUCCCCUGCAUUCAUCUUUGGUUGGGUACGGAAAUCUUAGGUUUCUUCUAUGACAAAAUACCAGACGAUUUGCACAGGUGCUAAUAUCAGUCUUUUUCUCACUCAUUUAUACACAUAAAGUUAGUGUAAAAUAGACAGAUUCUCACUCAAUAAAUACAAAUAGUAGAAUCUACUUGGGUUUACUAGGUUUUGUAGGGGAAUCAAUCAGGAUUAGGCCUAACAUGUGGGGGUGAAAUAUGUAUUAUACUGUUCCUGUCUGCAAGUUAUGACCCUGAUUUGUUGUUACAUCCUCCUUUGUAGUUUUUCUUAUUUGUAUGCUGCUUAUUAUUCGAACUUUGUUCAUCCUCUGCAACUUCUGUGAACCCUUGUUUCAAACCUCUGGAAACCCGUAACCAUUCAUGACUUUAGCGCUUGUAUUCAAAUAUUGUACUUCUGUACAAUUAUGCUGAUGAGUUUUUUUGCCUUUUUCAUGCACUGUCCACAGUAUCUUUUUUAUUUUCAUCAUUGGGGGUCACAUGCUUAGGAUGCAACUUUAUGAUUUUUUUUUUCUAAAUACUAUUAUUUGCUUCAUCCUCGUAAAAUGCUUAGUUAAGAUCAUGCAUAAUAAGCGUAAUUUAUUGACAUAACCUGAUGGUUAUAUCUGCUUUUAUCUUCGAAAUUAGUUCUUGUUCCCUGAGAUAUCAAUUAUGGUUAUUCUCCUGCUUAAGCUUGUUUUUGAUUGUUGAACGUUUUGAUAUUGAGUACUACAUACGUUUUCAUCAAGUUUUUGGGGACAGAAGAUCAAGUCUUUUGUUUAAUACGUAAGGAAGGUUAUUUUAAUGCGCUUACUGGAUUCUUAUACUUCAAAUUUCAGGUUCCCCGUCUAGUUCGAAUGCAUUCUGAUGAGAUGGAGGUUAGAAUGCAUAGUAGCAUCCUUAGAAACUCUCCUCCGUUUCUAUUAUAUCCUUUUUUUACAUUUAAGUUCACUGUUUAAUUUACUUUGUGUUGUGUUAGAGUAUUCAAUAUUACGUUUUUAUGAUAAUUUGAAAUGCCCACACCACAGGACAUUCAAGAGGCUUAUGCAGGACAAAUUGUUGCAGUGUUUGGGGUAGAUUGUGCAUCAGGUGAUUUCUUCUCAGGCAUUUUUUGCUGAAGAGAUUUGUCUUCCAUGGUUAUAACUUGUUCUUUCUUUACUGCAUUUUUAAGUCUGUAUUAAAUAUGAAUUGGCAGGCGAUACCUUCACUGAUGGGUCUGUCAAAUACACUAUGACAUCUAUGAAUGUUCCUGAGCCAGUGAUGUCUUUGGCUGUUUCACCCGUGUCUAAAGACUCUGGGGGACAAGUAAAUUGUCAAGUCAUCCAAAUUUUCAUGGCUGUUUAUUGUGCAGAGUAAUGCAACUAACUGUCAUUCCUGUUCCAUAUCUCAGUUUUCAAAAGCUUUGAACCGCUUUCAGAAAGAGGACCCAACAUUCCGAGUUGGCUUGGAUGCUGAGAGUGGACAGGUAUUCGAUUUUUCAGUAAGUCUAUUGUAUUUUGUACCAGUGAAGAGCAAUGCCUUAAUAUAUUAAUUUACAGACGAUAAUUUCGGGAAUGGGAGAGUUGCAUUUGGACAUUUACGUCGAACGCAUUCGCAGGGAAUAUAAGGUAGAGAGGUUUUCUUGUUUGAUCCGAUUAAAAUUACUGAAAUGGAGGCCUUAUCUAAAUGUCAGUAUUUCCUAGGUUGAUGCAGCUGUUGGAAAACCUCGUGUGAACUUUAGAGAGACGGUUACUCAACGUGCUGACUUUGAUUAUUUACAUAAGAAACAGUCUGGUGGUCAAGGUCAAUAUGGUAGAGUUACGGGGUAUGUAUAAGUGGAUUUCAAACCUUAGUCUUUUUUAAAGAAAUGUAUUUAUUAUCAGUUUGAGAAUAAACAUUAUGAUUAUUUUUUUCGAACAAUUGAAUUCGGGAUUGGAUCUCCCAUUUGGUUAUUAGUAAAAUCUGUGGACAUAAUCUCCUUUGCAUCUAACUAAUAUUUGCUCCUUUGAAAAUAAAGUUUAUCUCAUGAUAUUUGCUCCAGCGAAAGAGACUGUACAAUUUCCCUUGAAAUAUAUGGUGGAUAUUGUUUGAUAUCAAAUUUUAAUUUCUUUUUGCUAAUUGCCUCGUGCAGAUGAUUAGAUGCAUCAACUGGAUUUGAUUUUAUUUUUUUUCACUAUUUCGUUUCAACGGGAACUUUGUUCUGCCUGAAUCAAAACCCAUAAUUUCUGAGUUUUUUUUCUCCUUUUCUUAGAAUUUCUGAGAGAUGUUCAGAUUAACGAGCUUUGUAUAUCUUCACGGUUGUAUAAUGAGACUUAAGUUCUGUGCUAGGUAUUACAGUAUGAUGCUUUAAUUGCAAAGACCAUUGUAAGUAGCCAAGAGUCUCAAUUCACUUGGUAAUUUUUUUGGUUCUUAAUCGAGCUGAUGGGGAGGAAAUUGAAGCUCUCUCCCAAAUUGAUGAGUAGACAAAGCGCAUCACUGCUAUGCUUGAGUACCUGUGACAAAUAUCACUAUCAACUCUCAUACUUAGGUGGGGUUUCUAGAUGCCUCCCAUUAUGGCUUUAACGUCUAUUUGGACUCGACCUUUGGCCAAACAGACCUUUAACUUCCAGCAAGAUAUCAGCUGCUUAUCACGCUUGAGCUUGUCAAAGGAGUUGGCCUAGAUUGCUGUCCUGGAGAGUUCUACUUUGCAUUUACACAUUAAGUCAAGGUAGAGGAGGCAUACAUUCAUGAAGAAAUUCGUGGCUUGGCAUAAGAAGUUUGAGUCUGAACUGUAGAAUAAUCUUGAGCAAGAACCACAAGGGCUUAGUGCUCCACCAUGGUACGGUUAGGUCCCUAACAGGCCUUAUGCUAGGAGUAAGAAGGUCUGUGGGUCACAUGAGGGUUAAGUAGAAGGUAAUUAGGUAAAAGACAAAAGGGAGAGCGGGGGUAUUAGGGAUUGUUUGGUGGCAGGUGGUGUAGCCUGUCUCGACUCUGGUCUGUGGCAGAGUUCAAAUGGGAUUUUAAGAUCAUGUUGGCUUCUAUGGAUACGGGAAUGGAACCUGUGUCUUUGACAUGAAAAGAUGAUGUCCUAGCCACUGGAUGAAAGGGACAAAAAAAAUUCUUCGCAAGUGCCUGCUCCGCUCCGAGAAUAGAAAUGGUUCGCUUUGUUUCUAUACGAAAUUCGACGAUGACUUAUUAGAAGUACUGGAGAGCACCUUCCUCAAAGGAUCAGAACCAGAGAUCAGAGUAGAAGUUAGACUCCAUAAACCAUCCGACUGAGAUCAAUCAUGAAGACAUCACGAUGAGUGGAAGAGAAGAAUAGAACAAUUAGGUUCGUUAGAGACCUCAAUGACCCAGAACCAUUUAGACCCAACUUCUGUGGAGUCAAGCACGUUCAUGGGUUGUGGAAAACAUAGGAAUUUAGAUCAAAUUCUGAGCAGGACCCUUAAAUUCGGAAAGGCCACCGAACCGCUACUGGAUACAGCUACAAAAUGGAGUUCGCAAUCACCUGCUAUGGGAGUUAGCCAACCCAACAAUCGCAGUGAGGGAGUCAAGCAAUGGUUAAAUUUUACUGAGGCAGAGAUAAAGCAAAAAGGGCCAAAGGAUUAUGGUUCUCCUUUGAUGAAAAGUACGGGACCAAUACACUUGUAAAAGAGACCUGCAAAGUUCUCUUGGUGCACGAAGAUGAUUGAGAGACUGGACUAAACUUAGAAGCAGAAACAGCAGAAGAAUCGAACUGGGUGGAAUACCAGAAGGUCGGAAGUGUUGAUCUAAGGGGAUGACUCAGUAAUCUUUGAAGUCAUCUGGGAGUCUGCAGCCACAAUACAACAACAAUUUAUUGGAUUCCACCUUGAUGACAAGAGAGAUCUCGUAUGGGGGGAGUAAUGUUAGGAUCUUGAUGGGCCUUACUUAUGCCAGUAGUAAGAGGGCGUGUGGGUUAUGUGAGGGCUAAGUAAGGGGGGUAAUUAAGUAAUGACAUGCAAGGAAGAAGGGGGUUAUAAGGGUUGGUUACGGGAAGAAAAGACGGGGAUUGUUUGGUGGUAGGCAAUGGCUUGUGGGAGAGAGUUGGUCCUCCACCAUUGAUAUCUAACAUAAUAUGUGAAAGAGUCCUGGAAUAAUGACGUGGUUUUCUUAAAUAUUUUCGGGAAAUUAUGGUUCGAUGUACUAGUUUUCCUUCGAAAUUCUUCACUGGUGAAAGGUUGAUUUUGAACAGAAGAAUGACUCACAGAGAAAAUGAAGUGUUGAUUCACUUUCAACUAGUUAAUACUGAUGUAGAAAUCUACUUAAAUUUGGAUUCUCAUUUGAAAACCAUAGCUAGAUUUCUUCAGUGUUAUUAGAUUUCUUCACUGGACGACGUGCAUGUCAAUCCAAGUGGUGACGAGGUCAGAUUCUAAAAGUAGAACGACCCAGAUAGAGGGGGAAUCAAAGCAGAAGAAAUGAGAUGUGGCUACAAGAGAGGACAUACGGAUGCCACAACAAGAAAUCAGUGAACAAAGAAGGAAAGUCUUGUCUGACAGCACCAUUCCUUUGAAACAGGACAGUUCGACAGACUAUUGGAGAGGAGGCCGAGGUCAGCUACUGACAUUUGGAGGAAGUAAUCCGGAAGGAUGGAUCAGCACUUGUUUGCCGUGCAUCAUAUGGCAUAAGCAGAGAAAAUGAUGGCUGCGGGAAUGAGUUUCAAAGAAAAAGCUCUAGUCUGGGCGGACACCAAAAAUCUUUUCGUCCAAUGGUGGUACCUAAAGCAACAGUUAUUGGAGUAUUUCAGUCCAUCCCAAGUAGGAAGCCUGUGCAAGCAUUUCCUUGACAAUAAGCAACAGGGAUUGAUUCUGGAGUAUUGACGAGACUUUGAAUUAAUGUUAUACUUGAUGGAAGGGCUGAACAAAGAAAUGUUGGACUGCACAGUUAUAAAAGAGCUGAAGCAUGAGAUCAGGACGGAGGUCAAAUUCCAUGAUUCUACUGGGAUGGAGUCACUCAUGAGGGUAGUGCAGCUAGCGAGAGGGAUAAUGCACUAUGGCCAUCAAGGGACCCAACCGGUCUAAGAUUGUCAAAACUUAACUUAUAUGGCGGAGACACUGCAACGACAGUUCUCGAAGUUCCACCUUGAGGAAAAAGUGUCUCCUGCAGGGAGGGAGUAAUGAUAGGCCCUUAGUGGGCCUAGUGUACUCCAGACAGAAGGGGACCCAAAAGGGCCCAACAAAGGAACCCAACAACCCCUUCUCGUGAAGACUUUACUAUAUGGUCUUUUCCUAAAGAAGGGAAAAGGAUACUUGGCUUGGGAUCGGGCGAUGGUUGGGGGGCAUUGAGGGCUUUGAGAAGUCUAGAGGCAGCAGAGAGUCAUGGUUCUCUCAAACGACCACCCCAUCGCCAAGGGUUCCUCCGAGCCCUAAAUUUUGUGUUCUAUUUUGCCAACCUUCUAUUUCAGUGCAUCUUUAUUUUCUAUUCCGUAUUUUUGCUAUUUGCUGGAGGUUCCAGAUCGAGGGUUCUAUCAGAUUGCCUUCCAUUAUCUCUUUGCGUGGAUCAAGAUCUGCUUCAUUUGUUUCUUUAUUGAACGCAAAGCAUGCUUAUUUGGUUGUACCAGAUACAUCGAACCACUUCCAGCAGGAUCGCCGACAAAAUUUGAGUUUGAAAACAUGCUUGUUGGGCAAGCAAUUCCGUCAAAUUUCAUCCCAGCCAUUGAGAAGGGUUUCAAAGAAGCAGCCAACUCGUGAGUGCAAUGGGUUGUCAUGACAAGCUUAGAUGUUUUGAACUUUUCUGUCUAUCAUAUGAAAACCAUUUCUUUGCAGGGGUUCGCUGAUAGGGCACCCUGUUGAAAAUAUACGGGUCGUAUUGACUGAUGGGGCUUCACAUGCUGUUGAUUCCAGCGAGCUUGCAUUCAAGCUUGCAUCGAUCUAUGCGUUUAGACAGGUUGACUGAAUUCUCCCAGAUUUCUAGUACUUAAACUUGCGUCCUUUCAUUUUUAGAUGCUCUUAAUGGAGAUACAUAUACGCAUAUUGAGUGAGUAAGAAUGGUUAUUAUUAGGGGCCUUCUCAUUUGUGGGUUGUGCCAAUUCUGGUCUUGUGUCUAGCCCAGCCCGUCAACGCCUCUACUAGUUAUAUAUCUUGUCGUCCUGUUUUGUCUUUCUACUUCUCUUUCACAGAGACUAACGCUAACUCUCUUGUCCAGUGCUACUCUAUGGCGAAGCCUGUCAUAUUGGAGCCCGUCAUGCUGGUGGAGUUGAAAGUGCCCACCGAAUUCCAGGGUUCUGUUACUGGUGAUAUCAAUAAGUGCGUCAAUUUUACGACUUUCCACUCGGUGAUAUUCUUUUUUGCUUUAGAGGUUGGCCUAAUGAACUAUGCAUUUAUAUGCCUUAUAGGAGAAAAGGUUUAAUACUUGGGAACGACCAGGAUGGAGAUGACACAGUCAUCACUGCAAAUGUAGGUGCAUAGAUAGUUCUUCCUUUUCUGUAUUACCGUUUUUAAACUGCCAAUUUCUUCUGGUUAAGGCUCUUACCUUGCUGUCAUGCUCCAUCUUUGUCACUCCAGAGUCCAAAAAGGAACGGGUCAUGAGAAUGGCAGGCCUUCAUGCCUUGCCUUGGCCCUACUGUUACCUAUCCAUCCAUUCAUAGGCACUUACCAACAUAUUCAUGUCGGUGAUGUCUUUCUGACAAAUAAGACUUUCCACUCAGGCUUAUAUAAGACUGAGGGGAAUGGAAAAGGCCCUGAUCAAUAGGCUCUGGGCCAGAUUCAUAUGAAGACUGAGCAUGAUGGAGUGACAGUCCAUUGGGAAGGGAGGGGGUCCGGCCUGUGAGUUGAGAGAGGUGACAGAGGAUAUGGGAGGAAAACUUAGACCCCACCUAGUAAACACUAGGCCAAGCUGAUCCCAUCAUGCUCCCUAGCUUUCCCAGCUCGUUCAAUUCCUUCAUUUAGAUUUACUUGCAUAAAUUUGAGGCUAGAUUUCUGAGUUUUGCUCGAUUAUGAAUCUCCCAGGUUCCCCUGAACAACAUGUUUGGGUACUCAACGGCUCUUCGGUCCAUGACGCAGGUAAAAGAAAUCACUUCAUCUGCAUCAUCGUCUCUUUCCAUCUUCUCGACUUGCAGGGUCUGACACUAUUUUUGGUUGUUGGGUGAUUCAAAUCGUCAGGGGAAGGGGGAGUUCACGAUGGAAUACAAGGAGCACCUGCCCGUCUCCCAGGAUGUACAGAUGCAGCUAGUUAACUCAUACAAGGCCACUAGAGGUGGGGAUUAG
Molecule: messenger RNA, 15656 nt
Organism: Spirodela intermedia
Lineage: Eukaryota; Viridiplantae; Streptophyta; Magnoliopsida; Alismatales; Araceae
Source: the annotation of a GenBank genome assembly